AUGUCUGAAUCUACAUCGCAGCCACACCUUCCUCUCGUUCCCCAGUGCGCCGCCUGUGGCGAUACAAUCCAUCGCCACGAGAGAAUUGUCGCAAUGCUCGGAAACGAUGGCGCAACCGCGUAUUCCGGGCGGAUCACGCGUCCUUUCCCGUUCCCACAACACGGCAUGAUCUUGACGGACGUUGACGGCCUGUUGCCAUGCCGCAUUCCCCUACACUCCUGCUCAGCCUGUAGGCGAGCACCUAUGGCUGUCCUCGUGCACUACGAUUGUUGUCAUGUUUUCCAGAAAGGGCAUAUAUGCUUGCAGAAUCGACAAGACGCACGGGUCGUCGAGGACAGCGCCGACCCAAAACAAAAAAGACAGGUCCAGCUGGCUGCGAAAGAUCCAGGCGACCAAAAGCAAACGAGAAACGAAGACCACUGUGUAGACCCGAACAGCAAACAGGAAGGCAAUCGAGGCACAGACAUCCUGGACGAGCUCUGGAUACUUGGCGCCUGGCGCCGGCCGUGGUCGCGGGCUGCCCAGCUGCACCUGGAAGAUGCGGGACCGGCGACUUACAGCGAUGCUGAACUUGGUGUAUUUGCCCGUGUGGCCGCACUGGCCGGCCUACCCAUACUCGCCAAGCUGCCUCUGGAGCUGGUGUGCCUCGUUUACAAGCUGUCCGCUCCUAGUUUGUUCUGGCGCUCUGUGCGAUGCCUCGGUCUCUGGGCUAUGCGGCGGACCAAUCCUCUCCAUCUCGCCCCGCUCGCGCAGGUCGUUUCGUGGCAGCGAUGGCAUCCCUUGCAGCUAGCAGAAGCCGUUUCCUCCCCAGGCCACUCGUGUCUACCUCGGUCCUCGCUACCGCCCUUUAUCCGAAUCACCAUUGAUCGUCAAGGCAUUUGUCAGAUCGAACGCCUACACGAGAUGCCGAAGUAUGCGGGCCAAACAACGACUCGAUUUGCCUUUAUUGUCGAAAUGGUUUCGGCAAGCCCAGCUCUUGCCGAUGUACUCGUCGAGAAAAAGCUCCGUCGUCACAUUCCGAGCCAGCUCUACGCCGUUGACGUCUACAGAUGCUUCGGCCUGACGUUUUUCUACCUGACUGGUAAGAUCUACGGCGUGCACGUGCAUCGGACCGCCCACGACACCGCCAUGGAAACAUAUCAACGUCUUGUCACUCGUGUCAAGGAAAAUAUGGUAUGGGCGCUCCUCCCAAUUGCUCCAAACGACCGCGUCAUGGCCCUUUGGGCAUGCCAACGCGAGCAUGGUAUUACUAUUGUGGCUCGAAUGGAGCUGGCUGGUGAUGUGGCGGUAGGACGCGCGUGUGGACGGAGCUCCAAGACCAUUUGCUUGUCCCGUGGAAAUCAGAUGACGUUUGUGUACGGCGAACCCUUCGAAAGCGAGCCUGUGAAAAUCGUCGGAGCUUGUUCUGGCGAGACCCAAUCAAUUGAUGACGCCGGCCGCCUUGUACAGCCUGCUCUCUCUGUGCAGACGACAAGCGCUACCCGCUUCCCCGACACGUACGUCUCGUCAGCGCCACUCCGCGACAUUCGAUCUGUGCGGGUCUUUUACGCCAACGGCACAUGUCGUGGUCUGUUGCUAAGGUACAAAAACGGUGGUGUGCGUGCCCUGGGAGAGUGCCGUCUCUUUGUUGACGAAAGCUGGGUAGUGGACCAUCCGGCCGUCAUCUGCUACCGGCCACUGCAAUACCGCGCUUACAAACACGUGUACCACGAUGGGAUAGCUGUUGAUGUGGCGCGUACGGCGCGACACUGCCAUAACGAAGAUGGUUGGGAGUGCCACGACAUCAGCCAAGGUGUUUUGCAUUUGCACUACACAACAAACCGCUCGUACACAAUGUCAUAUGAGCCAAAAUCGCAGUGA
Sporothrix schenckii 1099-18 is the source of this 1860-nucleotide messenger RNA. RefSeq lists its product as uncharacterized. The transcript has 4 exons. NCBI's taxonomy places the organism in Eukaryota, Fungi, Ascomycota, Sordariomycetes, Ophiostomatales, Ophiostomataceae. Bases 1 to 1860 code for a protein of 619 amino acids. The record is from RefSeq and is a predicted model, not a curated record.